ACUGAUUAGCACCAGAGGGAAGAUAGCCUUUUCCGUGAUGGUCGAAGUUGCAAUGAGGAUUUUAUAAGUUUCAUCAUUAUAUUAUUUAAAGUUAUUUAUCAGAAUGACCAUGAUUUCAAAAGCUGCAGUGGGUAUUGCCGUAGGCAUCGCUGGUAUUUUUGUUGGCUAUUGUUUUUACUUUGACCAAAAACGCCGUAGUGAUCCAGAUUUUAAAAAGAAACUACGUGAACGAAGACGUGCUAGAAAACAAGCACAGAAAGCAAACUCUAAAAUACCAGAUCUUAAAGACCAUGAGACAGUACAGAAAUUCUUUUUGCAAGAGGUACAACUUGGAGAAGAAAUGCUUAUGCAUGGUGAUGUAGAAAGUGGAAUUGAACAUUUAGCCAAUGCAGUUGCAGUUUGUGGUCAGCCUAGUCACUUGUUGCAAGUUCUUGAAAAAACAUUGCCUCCUCAAAUUUUUAAUCUUUUGUUGCAAAGAAUACCUUCUGUUGGCCAAAAGCUAGUUUCUCAAACUGCAAUGUCAGAAGAAGAUGUUGAAUAGAAUACUAUAGAAUUCUAUAGAAUCACAUUGAACUUUUAAAUAAAAUUUGGCAUUAGUAGAAUGUGUACACUCUCAUUUCGUAUAUUAUAGUUGCCACUAUAACUUGACUUUUUGGUAAUUACAAUAACAUUACGUAAUUUAUAAGAUAGUAACAAAAAUACAUAUUCAUUUUAUAUUACAAUAAGUUGCAAUUAUAAAUACAAGUUUAUAUUAA
Molecule: messenger RNA, 755 nt
Organism: Polistes dominula (European paper wasp)
Lineage: Eukaryota; Metazoa; Arthropoda; Insecta; Hymenoptera; Vespidae
Gene: Tom20
Product: translocase of outer membrane 20
Biological process (GO): tRNA import into mitochondrion; protein import into mitochondrial matrix; intracellular protein transport
Cellular component (GO): mitochondrial outer membrane translocase complex
Molecular function (GO): transmembrane protein transporter activity
Source: RefSeq, a predicted model, not a curated record